Molecule: messenger RNA, 1761 nt
Organism: Aspergillus homomorphus CBS 101889
Lineage: Eukaryota; Fungi; Ascomycota; Eurotiomycetes; Eurotiales; Aspergillaceae
Product: M20 family metallopeptidase
Exons: 1
Coding region: 243-1505 (420 amino acids)
Molecular function (GO): hydrolase activity
Source: RefSeq, a predicted model, not a curated record
UGAUCAGUAUCUUGCCAGUCUCGAGAUAGGUUUAUAAACUUACACCCUUAACAAACUCAACUAUACCAUGCUAAUCCCGUUUUGGUUACUUUCCUUAGCUUAUGCUCAUGAGUCGCCUAUGAGAGUCCAUCAUCCAAGUUCCGCACCGCCUCAAUUCUGACAACAACUCUAUCGUCCUCAAUCAAUUUCACUUGCUCUCACGUCUCCAAGCCCUUAUAGAAGUACUCAAGGCGAAUACAAAGAUGACGCGCCAAAGCCCAUCGGAGAUUCUCUCCACCAAUCCUCUAGACCUAACCCCGUACGAAUCCCUGUACAAACAUUUCCACGCACACCCAGAACUCUCCAAACGAGAAAAGGCCACCUCAGAAACAGCAGCCGCGCACCUCGGCCAAUGGAACGCCUACGAGAUCCACACCCAAAUCGGGGGCCAUGGAUUCGCCGGCGUCCUACGCAACGGGCCAGGCAAGACCGUCCUUCUGCGGGCGGACAUGGACGCCCUCCCCGUCAAAGAGAUCACUGACCUGCCCUACGCCAGCACCAUCAGGAUGCAGGACGCCGCUGGAGUGGAGAAGCCGGCCAUGCACGCCUGCGGCCACGACAUGCACAUUACGUGUCUGCUGGCCGCGGCCGAGCAGCUGUACCGGAUCCGAUCCGAGUGGACGGGCACGUUGAUUGUCGUGUUCCAGCCCGACGAGGAGCGCGGGGAGGGUGCCCGCGCCAUGGUUGACGAUGGCUUGUACGACAGGAUCCCCGUUCCGGAUUUUGUGUUCGGACAGCAUGUGAUGCGGAUGCGCGCUGGGAGUGUGGGCUCCCGGCCCGGCACCAUCAUGGCUGCGGCGGAUAGUUUGAAGAUCACGCUCUACGGGCGCGGAGGGCACGGGUCUCUGCCGCAUCAGACGGUGGAUCCCGUGCUGCUGGCAGCUAAUGUGGUGGUGAGGUUGCAGGGGAUUGUGAGUCGGGAGAUCGAUCCGAGCGAUCUGGCGGUCGUGACUGUCGGGAGCUUGCAGGCGGGCCAGGCGGAGAAUGUCAUCCCGGACACGGCAGAACUGGGCGUGGAUUUCCGAUCGGUCAGCUUGGAGACGCGAGGGAAGAUCCUCGCUGCGAUCAAGCGUAUCGUGGAGGCCGAGUGCAUGGCCAGUGGCUCGCCUCGGCCACCGGUGUUCACCCCGACCAGACAGUUUCCCCCUACCAUCAAUGAUAAGCAAGUGACGGCUGAGCUGGCGGCUUCCUUCGGGGAACACUUUGCAGACAGCUUCGACGCCGAUACGCCGCGAACGAAUGUCAGUGAGGAUUUCUCGAUCCUUGGCACUAGUCAAGGCCGUCCAUGUUCAUUCUGGUUCUUUGGUGGUAUCGAUCCAGAUGUGUGGGAUGAAGCUGAAACCAACGAUCGCCUCCACGAGAUUGCUGGCAAUCAUUCAGCCCUGUUCGCCCCGGCGAUUCAACCGACGAUGAAGACGGGUGUCGACGCGCUUUGCAUUGCAGCGUUGACCUAUCUCAGAAAGUAAUUUUCUCGUCGAUAAGAGUUAUGCUUUCAAUCCGUGUGAAAACUUUUCACCUACGUCGCCUUUUGAAAGCUCGGCCCUGGGCGACUUCGCCGAGUAAUGAAUUGACAGGCGUUGUCAGAGUCACCUUGGAUCAAUAGAUGGGUGUCAAUAACUGAGCAAAUCUUCUAUAUCAUGUAUGAAUGUCUUUAUACAUAGUCAAGAGGCUCUUGAUGGGCGAUAAGUUCAUUUAAAUGCGAAGACAAAAGAAAUAGAUUGG